This is a messenger RNA of Micropterus dolomieu (smallmouth bass), 3695 nucleotides long. RefSeq names its product E3 ubiquitin-protein ligase AMFR-like. Gene Ontology annotation, cellular component: ubiquitin ligase complex; endoplasmic reticulum; cytosol. The transcript has 14 exons. Lineage: Eukaryota; Metazoa; Chordata; Actinopteri; Centrarchiformes; Centrarchidae. The record is from RefSeq and is a predicted model, not a curated record. Gene Ontology annotation, molecular function: ubiquitin protein ligase activity; ubiquitin binding. Gene Ontology annotation, biological process: protein K48-linked ubiquitination; endoplasmic reticulum unfolded protein response; ubiquitin-dependent protein catabolic process. Bases 336 to 2198 code for a protein of 620 amino acids.
GUUAAUGUUGGCCAUUCUGAAGCGCUUGUCAACGGGUUUCACUUUAUUUAGCUGAUUGAAUCUUUUAUCGUUACACUUCACCAAAGACAGGCCAAUUCGGGAGUAGUUUGCGCCUUUACCAACUGUAUUGAGCUAACGUGAAAUUAGCCUUUGCUUGAGAACCCGUUGAGAGCCAAGUAGCUAACAUCUAAGACUAACGUCUUCUAACUUCAUGGAAAUGUUAACUAAACCAUAUAAAACAUUAACGAUCGUAUGCUGACGCUUUGGUUGUUCCAGUUGUUGGAUCGGGGCAAACACCGUUUUCACAAGUUGAGAAGUGGACCGUGAACACUGCAAUGCCUCUUCUGUUUUUGGAGAGGUUUCCUUGGCCCAGCCUGCAGACCUAUACAGCACUGAGUGUGGCUUUGCUUGCUGGCAGCAUCUUCAGUGCCUACACCACUGUGAUUGACCCGGGGUUUGCGGCCUUGGAAACCGAUGAAACACCAGCUCCCUCUGAAACGGAUCUCGAACAUCUAAAUGAUAGUAACACAGAACUGGCGACCCGUGUCUUGCGGUAUCUCGUCGCUGACAGUCUCUUUGUAUGGGUCUUAGUCAACACCUUCUGCUGCUCCUUGAUGUUAAUUGCAAAAAUGAUUCAGUAUGUGGUGUUUGGUCCGCUUAGAGUCAGUGAGAAGCAGCACCUGAAAGAUAAAUUCUGGAACUUCAUCUUCUACAAGUUCAUUUUCAUCUUUGGUGUAUUGAACGUGCAGACCGUGGAUGAGGUGGUCAUGUGGUGUUUGUGGUUCUCUGCCCUGGUCUUUCUUCAUCUCAUGGUGCAGCUCUGUAAAGACAGAUUUGAAUAUCUGUCUUUCUCUCCUUCCACUCCCAUGAACAGCCAUGUGCGUGUGCUUUGUCUGCUGGUCUCCCUGCUGCUGGACUGCUGUGGCCUGGCUGUGGUCUGCGGUCUGCUGGGAGCUUCCAAUGGCAUGCACACCCUCUCCUUUAUGGCAGCAGAGUGUCUGCUGGUGACUGUACGCACUGGGCAUGUCAUCAUGCGUUACUCAAUUCAUCUGUGGGAUCUGAACCAUCCAGGGACCUGGGAGAGUAAGGGAACAUAUGUCUACUACACAGACUUCAUCAUGGAGUUGGCUAUGCUCUUUCUCGACCUCAUGCACCAUAUCCAUAUGCUGCUUUUUGGCAACAUCUGGCUGUCCAUGGCAAGCUUGGUUAUCUUUAUGCAGCUACGGUAUCUCUUCCAUGAAGUCCAGCGCCGCAUCCGCAGGCACAAGAACUAUCUUCGUGUCAUCAAUAACAUGGAGGCCAGAUUUGCUGUUGCUACUGCAGAGGAGCUGGCAGCUAAUGAUGAUGACUGUGCCAUCUGCUGGGACACCAUGUUGACAGCACGCAAGCUACCUUGCGGCCAUCUCUUCCACAACUCUUGUUUGCGCUCGUGGCUUGAGCAGGACACAUCUUGUCCAACGUGUCGGACAUCCCUGAACAUUAAUGGGGACGGGGGCCAGGCGAGAGGCCAGCAGCCGGCCGGUGGUAUGGAAGACAACAUUGGCCCAGUAGGAGCUGCUGCAGAUGCUAGACCACAUAUCAACCAACACAAUCAUUUCUUCCACUUUGAUGGUUCUCGCAUUGCCAGCUGGCUGCCCAGUUUCUCAGUGGAAGUAAUGCACACCACCAAUAUCUUGGGCAUCGCUCAGGCCAACAACUCCCAGCUCAUGGCCAUGGCCCAUCAGAUCCAGGAGAUGUUCCCUCAGGUGCCCUCCUACCUGGUGAUGCAGGACCUGCAGUUGACCCGCUCUGUGGAGGUCACCACUGACAACAUCCUGGAGGGACGCAUACAGGUGCCUUUCCCAACACAGGCCAUAGAGCGUGCCCCUACACAGGUGAGCUCUGCACCAGACGAGCUGGACGGCCCCAGUGGAGCAGCUGAACAGGGCCUCAGUGAGUCAGACAGCAUGGAGGUCAGGGGAGGUCGCUUCUCUAAGUCGGCCGAGGAGAGGCAGAAGAUGUUAAAGCAGAGGAAAGAAGAGUUGCUCCAGCAGGCUCGCAGGAGAUAUCUAAACAAGAGUCCAGAGGACCAGGAUGAGGAUUUGCCUGGACUGGAGGAGGACAUUCUUCCAGAAUUGAACUUGACGGUGCUGAGACGUAGAACCAUGGCGGCAGCUGCAGAGAGACGCAUGCAAAAUCAACAGGACCCGGCACCCUGAUACAGAGACUGGUUUCAGCAAAAGAGUCUACCACGUUGUCAUCCCACGAGGCACUGACAGCUAUUUCAAACCCCCCCACAUUUGGUGUACAGUCAAUGGUCAUCACCUAUUCAAAACAAUUAUUAAAAACACAUUGCAAACAUGGCCUUUGGACUGUUUUGGCUGCCUAAAUAAGGUGGGACUAUUGUGAAUGGCCUCUGCCUCACUGAUACCAGAGUAUUUGGAGCAUUAUAUAAAUUAAUGGGUGCAAGUCAAGAAAUGCAAGGUUGUAUUGCCCUUUAAUCAUGUGCCACACAUUGCAACCACCAGCUUCAGUAGGGAGUCAGUAUCUGCCAUGAUUGGGACUGGCAAAUGAGCAUGUUUUGCAUUCAGAAGAGUCUUUUAUGAGAGAGGGUUUGUAGGUAGCAUCACUAGAUAAAUCUGUUUGGAUCCUUAUGUGUUUUCCUUUUUGUCAUUAUUUUUUCUCAUUUGAUUUGGUGGCAGAAAGCAACAGUCUAGAUGAAGAAAUUCAUCUUAUAUGUUAUUAUUUUACUGUGAAUUAAGUGUAGGAAAAAUAAGUCUUUAUUUCUUACCUUGGAGUAAGAGAAUGUCACUUUAGUAUUGUUCAGGCUUUCCGUCAAAUAUGAAUGUUUCUAUCAAAAUAAUGCUGCAAACAGUGUUUUUGACCCGCAUGGGUUCUGUAUUUAGUGUGUAAUAUCACCCAUUGCAAACAGUUUGCAUUUUGUUAUUUAACAAGGGGGGCAGUGGGCAUGUACAUUUUCAUUUUCUAAUACCUUUCCCUUAAGACGCAUACUUAACAAAGGGGAUGUAUUAUUUUUUUGUACAAGUAUGUUGGGUGUCAUCCUGAAAUUACCUUCUGAUAAUGAGCAGUUCUCUCUGAAUAAGAUGAACUGCCGAACUAAUGGGUCAUCCUUGGUCAUCUGAUUUUUAGGUUGUGUAUAAAUUGUUUUAAGUAUGUUACAGCUGGACUUGCUGUUGUCUUUUGAAGACAUUUUGCCACUCAGUCAAAAGGCUUGGGCAGCGAAUUUGAGCAGCAGCAAAAUCUUUUCUCAAGACAUAACAGCAAAUCCAGUUGCCUUUGAAAUAAUACUUCUAUGACCUGAAUGACUGAGAAUCUUUUAUGAAGACAUUUUUUGGGUGAUUUAUUUGUGCUGCCUUUUGUCUAUUCACUUUGAGGAGAGCCAAUUCAAAAAUUAUACCAGCGAGGAACAUUAUCAUCCUCUGCUCAGAGAUCUUAUUUUAACAAUGUACAGCAAUGUACAACAUGGACUGGACAUUUUCGGUAUUAUAAAAUUUCACUAAAUCUGUACCUGGUUGAGACAUACUGAUGGACACCAAGAUGGAGACUGUCUGUAUUAUUAGUGUUGGAUUUUCUUGUGAUUACAGUGCAAGAGCAGUUUGGGGUGAGAUAUGCAUGAAUCUAGACAAGUGCUUUUGUUUCCUUCCAUUUUAUCCCAAAGAAAAUCCCACAAACAUCUACUAAAAGCGUUGAAGUGU